Messenger RNA from Vombatus ursinus (common wombat), 906 nucleotides. RefSeq names its product serine rich single-pass membrane protein 1 (gene SSMEM1). Bases 1 to 783 code for a protein of 260 amino acids. The transcript is spliced from 4 exons. Lineage: Eukaryota; Metazoa; Chordata; Mammalia; Diprotodontia; Vombatidae. The record is from RefSeq and is a predicted model, not a curated record.
AUGGGACUGCCUUAUUCCCUUUUCCGGGAGAUGGAUCCUCCCAGCAAGCCUUUGAAUUUCAUUCCAAAACCGGAAUAUGAAUGCCGGAAGGAUGACUCUUGUGGGGCAGUAGGGAACUUUCUGCUUUGGUACUUUAUCAUUAUGUUGUUCCUGAUGAUCCUCUAUAGGGCUGCUCUCUGGCUGGAAAGGGACUUCGAAAGAUCGUCUAUCCUUCCUUUCUUUAGGCAGAUGUCUGAGAGAAAGGAUGCAUCACUAUCAACAGACAGUGGGACAAACAAUUUAGGAUGUAAAGAUGUCUACUGUAAGCGACAUGGCAAAAGCAGCAUCUGGGAAUCUUUUAGAAAGAUCUUUAAGAAGAAACCAAAGCAUAUGCAACUUUCACCUGUAACUGACUCAGAAGUGGCCCUUGUUAAUGCCUACCUAGAAAGGAGAAGAGCCAGACUUCAUUCUCAGCUGAGCCAGAGGAAUCAAGGCCUUCAGGAUAGCGAUACCACUGACAAGGACAGUGUGGACUCUAAUUCAGGAGCCUCCUCUUGGAAGGAGAGUGAGACUGAACACCACCCAACACCAGCCAGCCUUAGAAGAAGAAAGAUAGCUCAAAGGCAGAGGAACCUUGGAUGCUACAAAAUCAGGGAGAGGCCUUGCCUACACUGCAAAGCUAUGAGAACCAGCGAGUGGCUGACUCGCCACUUCCUUCAUCCUCCUGCACCUCCCCCAGUGGAUGGAGAUGUUCUGGAGGAGAGUUCUCUAAUAGAAAUUAACACAAAAUUCAGUAGAAUUUGAGCUUUAUCCACUUCUUAAUUAUUGAAGCCAAAUGAAUAAGAGAUUAAAACAAGUAUGAAAUAUCACCCGAGGGUCAAGGUAGUGAGGCUUUACAAUAAAGUCUCUCUGCUAAUGACAAGUGUA